This is a messenger RNA of Microsporum canis CBS 113480, 954 nucleotides long. RefSeq lists its product as hypothetical. The transcript is spliced from 3 exons. Lineage: Eukaryota; Fungi; Ascomycota; Eurotiomycetes; Onygenales; Arthrodermataceae. The record is from RefSeq and is a predicted model, not a curated record. Bases 1 to 954 code for a protein of 317 amino acids.
AUGGGCAGGAUAUCGUCCAAGACUUAUAUCAGGCUUCAUGCCCUGUUCCAGGUGGCGCUGGCCAUCUAUCUGACCACCUCGCGCGAGACCGUCAGCGGCGCAGAGCUGGUGUACAAAGUCCAGGACGACCUGAGGAUUCCGUUCAACCUCCCGCGGUCCCCGUUUGCAUACUGCGGCAUUCUUCUCCUCUCGUUUGCCCUCUUCGACCUGACGCUGGCCAUCAAGCUGCCUACGCUGAACCAUAUACUGGCCGUGGCAGAGUUCAUCCAUCGCCAGCAGCUACGGCAGCAGCAGGAGCGUCAGCAGAGAGAAUCUCUCCUUCGGUCCCGGUCGUCUGCCUUUACUCCAAUAAUCUCGAGGUCGAGGCCGCCAUAUACCCGACCAGCGUCCACGCGUACAUCUUCCUCGUCUUCAACUGCAUCGACUGCGUCAGACUCAUCCACGUCGACCGAGCUCAACGACGCAGCGUUGAAGAUCACUGCUGAAUUCUCCUCUCUCUAUCGCCAGCUGUGUCUUCUCCUGAUCACGCUUCGAUCAUGGAUCUUCAUGAUCGUGUCGUUGCGGAUAUAUCUCUCUCCUGAUACGGAAUGGGGUGCGGUAUCCACGGCCGUGCCAUCCACAGUCACGACAAUUGGCAUGCCGGGAACGAGCACCAUGGGUGCAGGCAGCGUGGCGACUCCUUUCCACAACGCUGGGAGGACGAUACUAUGGCUUGAUGAGAACAUGCAUCUCAGCGGAACCGGGCUCAACACUGCAGCUGCUGUGUCCGGUCCUGUAUCUGGGGUCGAUGUGGGUGAUCUAAAGAGGAAGAUCGUGUUGGGCUACGGGGUGCUAGAACUGAUGUUUUCAUGCUGGAUAUUGUUUGCACUCCGGGAAGAGAAGAGACGGGCUGAGAGUCACCUUCGGUCUGUCGGUGUGGGCGUAGGUGCUGACAUGGUUGCGGCUUUGCGAUGA